AUGCGAGUCCAACGGUUGACCAUCUUGCUUGCGAUCGCCGCCUUCGCGUUCUUGUCCUUGCUGUUGCUGCGACCCUCGGAAGUCCCCGAGGAGCCAGUAGUCCUGCCUCCCCCCGAGCCGAUCAAGCACCCCAAGCUCCAUCCCGGUCAGAAAACAUUCCCUCCCGAGAAGGAACACCCGAUCUCGCGCUUGAUCGAGACUGCGGGGGAGCAGUUCGAGCAUGCACGCAAACGACAGUCGAAGACCCUCGCCGAGGCGGUGCAGGAAUACAAGCGUCGCUACAAAAUGCACCCACCGCCGCAUUUCGACAAGUGGUUCGAGUUCGCCAAGUCGAGGGAUGUGCAGCUUAUCGACGAGUUCGACUCCAUCUACGACUCCCUGUUGCCGUUCUGGGGCCUAAAGCCCCAGACGAUUCGCGAACGCGCGCGGGAGACGCUGGGUUUUGAGAACUCGGUGAUUGGGGUCUUGAUUCGAGACGGCAAAGUGUCGAUGACGGGCGGGGGUGGUGAUGGGGAUAAAUGGCAGCGAGACGCCACGGCGGGCAUGGUCGAGGAUUUUGUGAAAUACUUGCCGGACAUGGAUCUGGUGUUCAACACUCACGACGAGCCACGCGUGAUUGUCCCCAGUGAAGAUCUCCAGCGGCUGGUGCAGACGGCCAAAGAUUAUAUCAUUCCGGCGGCGUUCAAGAAACAAAACCCGAUAAGGACUUGGUCCCCUCGCCCUUCGGAUCUCAACAAAGGCGACCGCUUCGAAGAGGUGCGCACCACCCGUUUCAACCGCUUUGCACACCAGCCUACCUGGACGCAUUCCCGCAUCUCUUGCCCCCUUGAUAGCUCCGCUCGCUCGCUCGACGAGGAUUCCCCGGACAACUCCGAUUCCUAUGCCUACGGUGAGCUAGGAUUCAUCUACAACACCUCGGCCUUCUCCGAUAUCUGCAAUACCCCUUCUCUCCGCUACAGCUAUGGAUUCUUUGACCGGCCCAAUGCCUUCGAUAUUGUUCAUGAUUUAUUCCCUGUCUUUUCGCAGAGUAAGAUCUCCAGCUUCCAGGACAUCUUAUACCCGAGUCCCUGGUACUGGGUGAAAAAGGUCCCGUACGAGAAGAACAAGGAUGUGCCUUGGGACUCCAAGUCAAGCAAAAUGUACUGGCGUGGCUCCACCACAGGCGGAUUCUCGCGAGCGGGUGGCUGGCGACGUCAGCACCGACAGCAGUUUGUUGACGCGGCCAACUCGUUGGACUCAACCAAGAUUAUGACCCGACAGGCCGACAAGACCUGGAUCUCGCAGGAGGUCCGCCGGGAGACUUUCCGCGACGUCUUUGACGUCAAGUUCACCUAUAUCGGCCAGUGCGACCCGGAUGAUUGCCAUGCGCAGACCGAGUACUUUGGCGUAGUGGAACCAGCUGGGCAGCAGGAUGCCUGGAAUCACAAGUACCUGGUGGAUGUGGACGGCAACGCCUUCAGCGGACGGUACCACGCGUUCCUGCUAAGUAAUAGCUUUGUCUACAAGAUCGCCAUUUUCCGUGAAUGGCACGAUGAAUGGUUGAAGCCGUGGGUUCACUAUGUUCCUCUCAGCCUGCAAGGCCACGAGCACGUGGAGAGCAUGCGCUAUUUUUUAUCCGAAGACGAGGGCAAGAAGGCCGCGCCCCGGAUUGCGGCUCAGGGCCAACGCUGGGCGCAGAAAGUCCUGCGAGAAGAGGACCUGGAGGUUUGGUUCUUCCGACUACUACUCGAAUAUGGACGUUUGGUGGACGACAACCGAGACCAACUCGGCUUCUCUCUCUAA
This is a messenger RNA of Penicillium alfredii, 1782 nucleotides long. RefSeq names its product putative capsule-associated protein CAP1. The record is from RefSeq and is a predicted model, not a curated record. The coding region runs from base 1 to 1782 and encodes 593 amino acids. NCBI's taxonomy places the organism in Eukaryota, Fungi, Ascomycota, Eurotiomycetes, Eurotiales, Aspergillaceae. The transcript is spliced from 2 exons.